AUGGACGACCUGCCCGUGGGUCUCUGCAGCGAGUGCGGUGACGACUCGCUGUACCUGGACCGCACUCUGCUCGAGCACUUCUCGCUGCACGUGUGCGUGACCUGCAAGCAGGACCGGACGCUGCGCGACGGCGCGUUCGAGCUGCUGUCCAAGUCUCGCGCCAGGGCCGAGUACGCGCUGCCCGACUCGUCCUUCACGGGGCUCCCGCACCUCAACCAGCCCAACCCUCGGCACGAGGCCUUUGCACCGCUGCAGCUCUAUCUGCGCCGCACGCUGGUGCAAGAGGCCUACCGACUGUACGGGGACGAGGACGGACUGCAGCGCGAGAAGCAGAAGCGGAAGAAGAGAGCGUUCCGAUCCGCCGCGGGCAGGACCAAGCACUUGCUCAAGAGGCAGCACUUGGUGCAGCUGGACAGAGACGCAGACGCAGCGGCAGAGGAUGAGCAAGAGAAGGAGAAGAAGAAGAAGCAAAAGAAAGCCGAGUACGUGCCGGUGGCAGAUACAGAUCACCGGCAUGAGUUCGCGGCGGAGUCUUUUGAUGAAGAGACCAAGAGCUGGUCCAAGAAGUGCGCGUGCGGUAUGCAGGUGCACUUUGAAAAGUGGUGA
This is a messenger RNA of Phytophthora sojae, 606 nucleotides long. RefSeq lists its product as hypothetical. Lineage: Eukaryota; Oomycota; Peronosporomycetes; Peronosporales; Peronosporaceae. The coding region runs from base 1 to 606 and encodes 201 amino acids. The record is from RefSeq and is a predicted model, not a curated record. Gene Ontology annotation, molecular function: damaged DNA binding. The transcript has a single exon. Gene Ontology annotation, biological process: nucleotide-excision repair, DNA damage recognition; UV-damage excision repair; nucleotide-excision repair involved in interstrand cross-link repair. Gene Ontology annotation, cellular component: nucleotide-excision repair factor 1 complex.